Messenger RNA from Sinocyclocheilus grahami, 830 nucleotides. Its product is annotated as E3 ubiquitin-protein ligase rnf213-beta-like. Lineage: Eukaryota; Metazoa; Chordata; Actinopteri; Cypriniformes; Cyprinidae. The record is from RefSeq and is a predicted model, not a curated record. The transcript is spliced from 2 exons. Bases 135 to 830 code for a protein of 231 amino acids.
UGCAACGAAUAGAACGGUUUGCUGACAGGAGUGCUGACUAUUCAGGGAGAGUGACUCUCCAAAACAUGUAUGUGUCAUCUUUUUACAAUGCCAAGGGUCAAUUCAGGAAGCCACAAGCUGUGAGACGAUAGAAAAUGACAAGGAAGAGAAAGAGUGGAGAGAAAGGAAAGGCAGGUGCACAGAAGAAGGUGGCCCAAAAAAGAGAUGGUAGGACAUCAUCAUCCAGAACACGUUCGCAGAGCCAAACGAAAUGCAAGCAUACUGGUCACCCAAGCCCAUCCAGAUCCAGAGACCAUGGAGGGCACAGCACGGGCACAACAGAGUCUGAACCGCUGAGUAAAGAUGCUCAGACUCAAACAAGCCCAAGUGGGCUGGAAAACAAGGAGACUCAGACGGAGACCGUUAGUCAGGCAACACAACAGACACAAACAGAGCUCAAUGGCAACACUGAGACCACAGAAGUGUCAACAGAACUCGGUCCUGAAGAUGUUAAGAUGGAGGUGGAAACUGGCCUGUCAAGGAACAAAGGAAAUGAAAGUGAUGGAGAAAAGGAUGAAAGUGCUGAGAGGAAGAAAAGGAAAGUGGGUGAAACAAGGGAACCUACAGAGGAGACAAAAGAAAGGACCAAACUAUCAGAUGGUUGCAGAAAACAAGAUGGAGACGAUCAGAAAGACAAAGUUGCAAAUAAAGAAUGUUCGGAAGGAGAUUCACAAAAGGGCACUAAACUCAAGUCAAUAACAGAAGAACCAAAAUCGUACGCAGCAGCUGCUGGGGCGGGAAAGACUGAACAGUCUAAGGAGCAGAGGAAUCAGACAGCAACAAUAUCCUAA